CCUUAUCCGACAUACACAUGCGCUUGUGUCGGCCCAGCAAAAUGCCCCCUCCCCGUCUCUCUGUCGUCAAUCGCGCGGAGCGCGCCAUAAGCACUCACACAGCUCGUUCGCGGCGAGGCCCGAUGUCGCGGUGCUGGUGCAUGCACGACCCUCCGGAGUCGCGGUACAAACCAACAGCCUCGUCGCUCUACGGUCGUCUGCCGCCGCGCCCAUUCAUACCCUUGCACGAAUUCCAUUGCAUAUUUUCGUCCCGUCUCGCUGAACAGUGGGCGUCAGUACAGCCGGUGCCGACCGUCGUUUCUCACUGCUUGCGACAGCCGUGUCUCUCUCCGAGCCUCCAGCAACUCCCCCGCGAAGUCGUCCCUUCGCCCUUCCAGCUAACGUAUGCGGCCGCUUAAGACGGGCUAUCCUAGCGGUUGCGAGGCUCUGGUUAAGACUGUUUUUCCCCUUCACCUCUCGUCGUCAUGGCGCAAGUGGGCAGCGGCGGCAGCGGUGCGGACGUGGAGGGGUGGGUGGGGAGGUGCGCGUUCCUGGCGGUGGAAGGCCGGGAGGACUGCGCGCACGCUGGGGAGCGUUGGAGCGCGGGAACGAGGGGAGCGGCGGAGGAGGAGGCGGGGCGGGGGCGGAAGAACACGGUGGAGGUGGUGGCGGCUCUCGCGCUCGUCACGCGCCUGUGUGGCGGCAGUGAGCGCCCGGCAGCACAGUGGCAGCAGCAGCUGGAGCGGCUGCUGCCGCUUCACGCCUUCCAUCCGCCUCGUCGAGUGGUGGUGGUGGUGCCAACGCGGGAGCAGCAGCAGGCGGCAGAGAGGGCGUGGAGCCGGCUGCAGAGGCAGCAGGGCGGCAGCAGCUCUGUGCGUGGCGUCAUUCAGCGCGACCCAUGAAGGCAUGUGCCCAGCAUCCGUGUGAGGCAGCUGCCACCAUGGUGCAGGUGCUGCAUGUGGCUUGCUUUGGGUGCGCGCUCCCCUCUGUGUCUGCAUGCGCCAUCGCUAUC
Molecule: messenger RNA, 991 nt
Organism: Closterium sp. NIES-67
Lineage: Eukaryota; Viridiplantae; Streptophyta; Zygnematophyceae; Desmidiales; Closteriaceae
Source: the annotation of a GenBank genome assembly